Molecule: messenger RNA, 762 nt
Organism: Lodderomyces oxycetoniae
Lineage: Eukaryota; Fungi; Ascomycota; Pichiomycetes; Serinales; Debaryomycetaceae
Product: putative phosphoric monoester hydrolase
Exons: 1
Coding region: 1-762 (253 amino acids)
Molecular function (GO): phosphatase activity
Source: RefSeq, a predicted model, not a curated record
AUGUCAACUCCUAAAGCAAUUGUGUUUUCAGAUUGGGAUGGUACCAUCACUUUACAGGAUUCCAAUGAUUUCCUCACUGAUAAUAUCGGUAUGGGUUAUGACAAAAGAAUGGUUAUAAAUGACGCUAUUCUUCAAGGCAAGACCAAUUUUCGUGAUGGAUUCAGAGAAAUGUUGGAGUCAGUAAACAAACCAUUUAAUGAAUGUGUUGAGUAUCUUUUGGCCAACAUCAAGCUUGACCCUGGUUUCAAGGAAUUUUUCAAAUACUGUCAACUGGAAAACAUUACUAUAGUAGUGGUGAGUUCGGGUAUGGCACCAAUAAUUUCUGCAUUAUUAUACCAAUUGGUUGGUCCUGAUGCAUCAAAAAGGAUUGAAGUUUUAUCCAAUAAUGUCAGAAUUGCCGAUAACGGCGAUGAAUGGGAGCUUUUAUUUAAGGAUCCAGAUUCUCCGUUUGGCCAUGAUAAAGCAAAGUCGAUUAAGGAAUGGCUUACUUCCCGUGGUUAUGUGGAUGAUACAGGGGAUUAUGAAGGAAUUACCAAACCUAAGCUAUUCUACUUGGGCGACGGUGUAAGCGAUUUGUCGGCAGCAAAAGAAACUGAUUUGUUAUUUGCAAAACAUGGUAAAGAUUUGAUCAAGUACUGUAUUAGGGAAAAUAUUCCAUACACCGAGUUUAAGGAUUUUAAAGAAAUUUUGGACAAAUUGAAGAAGAUCAAUCAAGGUGAAGCUAUAGAGAAUUUUAUUGAAAACCCAAACGUGCAAAAUUAG